AUGAAAGGUGGCAGAGUGCCUGGAUUAUCAAUGCUUUCUGGGACAUUCUUGCAUUUUCCUUGCUCUGUGUUAUCUGUUAUCUCUGGGCACCAUCACAAAGCUCCCAGCGUUAUGCAUAUUCAGACGGCAAGGGAGACGAGAUCGACGAUGAAUAAAAUUGAAUCCUUAUGUAGAGAAACUUCGAAAGAUCAUCUCAUGCAGAGGUCUAAACACACAGAAAUCAUUGGCAACAAGAAAGGGAAAAAAGCAAUUGGCAACAAGAAAGGGAAAAAACAAUAUGCAGACACCACCAAGUUUUAG
Messenger RNA from Fraxinus pennsylvanica, 300 nucleotides. The record is from the annotation of a GenBank genome assembly. Lineage: Eukaryota; Viridiplantae; Streptophyta; Magnoliopsida; Lamiales; Oleaceae.